GCCAAUCUCUCGUUAAUUUUUUUGUUGUCAAAAACAAAGUUCGCUAAAAUUAUUGCAAUUUACAAGCGUGAAAUGUGAAAUAAAUUCUGUUGCAGGCAGCUGUGUGCAAUAUUGUGAAAGGGGGCCAUGGCUGCCACUGCUGCUGCUGCCGCAGCAGUUCAAGUUGCUAGCACAACGACAGCAACAACAACAACUGCAGCAGCACCUGCGAUUGCACCUGCAGUAGCAUCAAAUAAUAGCGCCCAAUUUCGCGAAAUACACAAGAACUCGUGGCUAAAAGGUCUAAGCGCAGAUGGCAAAAAGUUGAUUGUUGGCCCCAAGAAAUCUGAAUGCUGCUGGGUGGUAUUCUGUGUUCAUGAUGAUACUGAAGCGCUGUUGGAGGGCUAUGCCGAGCCAAGGCAUGCGGCGGCGCAUAUGCCCGAAUGGGUCUUAUCGCUGCGGGAUACGUUGCAUAUAUCGCAUGCACUUAUACCCAAUUCACAUGAAUUUGAGUUUGUGGUAACGCUCAGCAAUGAAGUGAUGCGAUUUCACGCCGCGUCAUGGGAGACUAUGCAAGAAUGGGUAGAAACGCUGCGCUCCAAGCUGCGCGAAAUGAAAAUUCUGUCGCCACGCGAAAACCUCUACACAAAGUUACCUGAAGUGCGUGCUCCACUGCUGCCCACACGCGAUCCUACAUCACCACUGCCAGCUCCGCCUCCUGUUCCAGCUGCCAUAGUGCCCGGCGUAGAGCGUGUACACGCGCAUCAACAGUCACAACCUCAACAACAGCUGCAAUCAGCGCCAGUAACAACAGAAACAGCCACAGCUACAACAACGGCGCCGUUAACGACGGCCAUGUCCAAUACGCUAACACAGCAUUUGCUAAAUAUGCUCUCAGAUCCCAUUAGUACGUAUAGCGAACAAAUUAGCGAAACUGCCAACGCAACAGCUGCAGAUCAUGUUGAAGAAACUGAAAUGACAGCAACAACAGCAAGCGAGGUAUUGUCAGAUUCAAGCCUGAUUGAUGAGGAUGCUAUAGCGCCUAUAUUGCGCAAUGGUGUACGUGUGGAUGUGACCGCUGCAACAGCGCAACGUGUUUCUGCAGAUCCCAUCUUAAAUUUCGAGCAAAUGCUGCAAUGCGAACGUCUAAUACCAAGACCACAAACAUCACGUUCAAUGUCCGCUGGUGCUGCUGAUAAAUCAAAGCGUACUCAACGUAAAUCGCCGCAGCCUAAAAUACCAGCCCCUAUAGUAAAUGCUAAUGUUGCAGCCGCCGAGGAGCAACCGCAGGAUAAUAUUACCAUUAUAGAAGUAUCGAAUAUUGAUAGCACUAAUGCAACGGCCCAAGCGCCUGAACUGCCGCCCAAAAAUAGAAUAAUUGCUGAUAUAUUCCGAUUUCCCGAAACGCAUGCAACGACAAAAGCAAAAACGCAAACGCAAAAUGAAUACAAAAGCAAUGUACAAAUUAUUCCGUCCAAUUUGAAUACAAUACAAGUGCUGAGCGAACCCAGCAGCAGCAGCAGCUCCAAUUUGAAUGCCUACACAACUUCAACUGCAGCAGCAGCAGUUGCCGCUAACACAACCAAGGUGCAAGUGCUGGCUGAUAAUGAGUCAACUAGCACUACUGUUGCUGUCUAUGGCACAUGUUAUCCCCCAGCAGCAGUGGCCAGUGGCACUGCCAGCAAGCCGCAGACCCCCAAAGUCGGCAAGAAAAUUAUACUGAGUGCCAACAGCUCGGGCAUAACCAAUAUACGCAUCAAUAAUGCACAGGCGCAGGAGACUGAAGUCAUCAGCGGCAAUGUGCACUAUGAGAAGGUAUUUCUCUCCUCCAGCAUACCCAUAAGUAGCCACAGCAGUACCACGCCAGCGCUGGAGCAACGGCAAACGAGCAACAGCAGCAGCAACAAUCAAACUCAAAACAAUGUGACCGAGCAUGCAGCGCCGUUAGCAAAUGGCAGUCCAGCGCUGCCGCGUCGCUGCAUUAAUGUUGCCUCGCCAGCGCCGCGCACUCCACGCACCAUGCCACAGCUGACGCGUGGUCUAACCGAGCUGGUCAUUGGCACCCGUCCCAGUCGCAAGGACUUUCAUUAUUUGAAGCUGCUCAAUACGCCACUAAAAACCAAAACUAACAGCAAGACUUCAAGCAAUGCCAAUGCCAACAAUAAUUUACCCGAAAGUGCUGCCACUAGCAGCAGCAGCAAUGUGGUGCUGCGCAAUGGUGUCGCUGAUAGUUCGGAGCAGCGCCGGCGCAGCUCAUCCACUUCAGAUGCUCAAGCGCCGCUGCAACGUGGCGCAGCACAUCAAACUAACAGUCCGCGCGGCGCCAACAACAAUGAAUUUGUUGCCGCACGCAGUAGCACCAACGCUGCAGUCGCUACUGCCGCAUUUCGCAUGCAAUCACCUCCACAGGCCCCUGGCAGUCAACUCAACAACAGCAGCAGUGCCAAUAAUAAGCGAUUGACGCUGCGCGAGCAACAAGUUAUGCAGCUAAGACGUGAGAUUAUGCAUCCCGGAGGCGUGCGUCUGAAUUUGCGACGCAAGGAUUGCGUGGGCUCUAUAGCCUGGGUGGAUGCCUUUGGUGGCGUUUGGAUUGCUGGCUGGAAGCAGAAGGAGCAUCCGGUGCUGUACAAUGCGCUGCACAUUGGCGACCAACUACUUUCUAUUGCGGGUGUCAGCAUUAGCAGCGCUGCUGAGGCAAAUAAAAUAAUACGCAACACCAAUACGCUAUUUGUUGAAGUGCUGCUGCGCCGCAUGCCGUUUGGACGCGCUUACGCUAUACGCAGAGAUCGCGAUGGCCAAUGCUUGGGUUUGAUACGCGACGGAAAUACCUCCACAAUAGUUGAUGUGGUGCCCAAUAGUCUGGCAGCGCGUCAUGGACUGCCACCAAAGACGCAAUCUUGUGAUGGCAGCUCGCUAACUUUUUGGAUACUAACCGAAAUCAACGGACGUCCAUUAAAUCUAUUCUUUAAGGAUUUUGAAAUACGCGAUCGACUCAACUCCGUAGGCAGAGACAUAUCAAUAUUGGUGCAACCGUCGGAUUUGAUAACCAAACUGAAGAAGCAACUUAAAUCGUUGCGCGGCUAUAAGGAUUACCUUGUACAGUAGUAGAAGAAACGGCUACAGCCUCACUUAAAAAGUGGUCGCUUUUUUAUAUAUAACACCGAUAUAUAGUAAUAGAUUUUUAUAGCAAUGUAACUUCCAAGCAACUGUUAUACUAUGUUAUAUACGUAUAUAUAUAUUUUUGUAUAACAGGGCCAGUUAAUCAUUCCAAUGUAAAGGUCAAGCAUAUAGUCAUCUUUUUAUAUAUGUAGUAACUAUACAUCAAACAAAAUAACAGAUAUAAAAUCGUAUAUAUUUUUGCAACUUUUAUAUAAGUAGUUGUUUAGGAAGAAACUAUUGAAAUCUCACAUGCAUACAACAAAAUUAUAAACAAAAAUUUACACAAAAUCAAGUAUUGACGCUACGAACAAUUUAUAAUUUCACAUUAUUCCAAGUAUUCGUAAACAAAAAAGCAACCUGUGCAACUUAGUAUCCUUAUGCAAUAUUAGAGUGCCUCUAAUUUAAUUUUUAAAUUUUGUAUCGUUUCUCAUUUGUAUUUUAUAUAUCGUAUAUAAAAAAAGACAAAGCAUCUAUGUAAACUUCAGAUGUGAUAAACAGAAGUACUCAAAUUUUAGGCAAUUUAAAAACAAAUACACUUACAAUUUGUAAAUGCUUUUUAAUUUGUUUUUAAGUG
Molecule: messenger RNA, 3712 nt
Organism: Drosophila busckii
Lineage: Eukaryota; Metazoa; Arthropoda; Insecta; Diptera; Drosophilidae
Product: flocculation protein FLO11
Exons: 8
Coding region: 127-3084 (985 amino acids)
Cellular component (GO): plasma membrane; cytoplasm
Source: RefSeq, a predicted model, not a curated record